AUGGAAAUCACAGAAGCUCAGUACCAACUUAUUGCACCGAUCCUUCCCGUUCAACGUGGCAACGUCAGCUUGCCGAACCUGCAAGUUCUCAACGCCAUCCUGUAUGUCGCCGAGCAGGGCUGCAAGUGGCGGGGGUUGCCGCCUCGAUUUGGCAACUGGCACACUGUAUACAUGCGGAUGAACCGUUGGUCAAAGAAUGGGGUGCUCGACCGGGUAUUCGAAUAUCUGCAACGAGAGCAGAUAGUGCGCAUCAAGCUCGAGGCGGUUUCGAUGGACAGCACCAUCGUCAAGGCCCACGACGCGCCAGAGGGGCGGAAGUUGUUGACACGCCUUGGCUCACAGGGUCAGAAGCCGUUCCUGAUAAUGGACCGGGCAUACGAGGGGAAUGAGACCCGCCAACUGGCGUUGGCGCUGGGGUUCACGCCGGUUGUUCCGCCCCUGAGCACCCGAGUCGACCCUUGGGAGUACGACCGGGAGAUGUACAAGAGGCGGAACGAAAUCGAGCGGUUGUUCCGUCGGUUGAAGGGGUUUCGCCGCAUCUUCUCUCGCUUUGAGAAGCUCGACACGCUCUUCCUAGGGUUCAUCCUGUUUGCCCUCAUCUUCGAUGCCCUACGUUAG
This is a messenger RNA of Geodia barretti, 618 nucleotides long. The record is from the annotation of a GenBank genome assembly. Lineage: Eukaryota; Metazoa; Porifera; Demospongiae; Tetractinellida; Geodiidae.